Molecule: messenger RNA, 759 nt
Organism: Alternaria arbusti
Lineage: Eukaryota; Fungi; Ascomycota; Dothideomycetes; Pleosporales; Pleosporaceae
Product: 60S ribosomal protein L7
Exons: 4
Coding region: 1-759 (252 amino acids)
Biological process (GO): maturation of LSU-rRNA from tricistronic rRNA transcript (SSU-rRNA, 5.8S rRNA, LSU-rRNA)
Cellular component (GO): cytosolic large ribosomal subunit
Molecular function (GO): RNA binding; structural constituent of ribosome
Source: RefSeq, a predicted model, not a curated record
AUGUCGUCGAAGUCCAGAACUGUUCCCACACAGAGUGAGAUCACUCUCGUGCCUGAGAACCUCCUCAAGAAGAGGAAGUCUCAGGAGAAGGCUCGUGAGGAGCGCGCGAUCGCAACACGUGAGAAGCGAGACAAGAGCAAGAAGAAGCGCGAGGUCAUCUUCACGAGAGCUGAGAAGUAUGUGAAGGAGUACCGCGAUGCCGAGCGGGAGCGCGUGCGCUUGUCGCGCGAAGCCAAGAAGAGCGACAGCCUAUACGUCCCCGCCGAGCCCAAACUCGCCUUCGUCGUCCGGAUAAAGGGUAUCAACAAGAUUGAUCCCAAGAAGCGCAAGACACUGCAGCUUCUGCGGUUACUUCAGAUCAACAAUGGCGUCUUCGUCAAGCUUACCAAGGCGACUAUGGAGAUGCUGAAGAUUGUUGAGCCCUUCGUUGCUUAUGGCUACCCGAACCAGAAGUCGGUUCGUGAGCUUAUCUACAAGCGUGGCUAUGGCAAGGUCGACAAGCAACGCCUUCCUCUGACCGACAACGAGAUUAUCGAAGAGAACCUUGGCAAAUACGGCAUGAUCUGUAUGGAAGAUCUUAUCCAUGAGAUCUGCACCGUUGGGCCAAACUUCAAGGCUGCUUCAAACUUCCUCUGGCCGUUUAAGCUUAACAGUCCUACUGGUGGCUUCCGCAAGAGGAAGUUCAAGCACUUCAUCGAAGGUGGUGACUUGGGCAACCGGGAAGACAAGAUCAAUGAAUUGAUCAGGCAGAUGAAUUAG